This is a messenger RNA of Anopheles aquasalis, 1266 nucleotides long. RefSeq lists its product as uncharacterized. The record is from RefSeq and is a predicted model, not a curated record. Gene Ontology annotation, molecular function: inositol monophosphate 1-phosphatase activity. Lineage: Eukaryota; Metazoa; Arthropoda; Insecta; Diptera; Culicidae. Gene Ontology annotation, biological process: phosphatidylinositol phosphate biosynthetic process; signal transduction; inositol metabolic process.
GAUGCGAAUGACGUUUCCAGCCACCAGUUGUCACCGAGCAGUAGUAGGCGGUGGGUGUGGGAACGUCAAAAAGGGUGGAUUCAUCUUAGCAACCUCGAUUCAGUAAAACAUCCCCCCGGGCUGUGUUGUUUGUCUUGCGGAUGCUGUACGCUGAGGAGGAACCAUGAAACUGCGGUCUCUACCGGGGGCAAAGGCACAAAAUUGUGAUUAGAGACUUUUUCGCGCUGUCUAGAACCGAACGAACGACGAGAGGAAUCAGAAAUAUCCGCGAUUCAUCGUAUCACCAGCAUAACGAUGUGUGACGAAGGUGAAAUUAAGAGAGCGUUCGAGGUAGUGCUAGGGCUGGUGAAGCAGUGCAACGAUAUAGUGCUCGAAGGUUACCGGUCCGCUUCGAAACGGGUCGAAGUGAAGGGUAAACACUGGGACCUCGUGACAGAGUACGACCAGCGGGUGGAAGAUGUGCUGAUUACCGGUAUUCGAGCGCACUUUCCACAUCACAAGUUUUGUGCCGAAGAGCUGGCAUCGGCCACCGGUGAACAGGUUACGGUGGGAGCUGCAGGAGCACCAACCUGGAUCAUCGAUCCUAUCGACGGAACCGUCAACUUUGUGCGCGGCAUACAAUUUACGUGCAUCUCUGUUGCGCUCGUCGUGGACGGUGAGCUGAAGAUUGGAAUCAUCUCUAAUCCGGCCGGUAAUGAGCUCUACACGGCCAUCAAGGGACAGGGAGCGUUCCGGAAUGGCGUGCGUAUUCAAACACGCAACUCGGAACAGCUAAAGGAUGCUCUUAUCGGACACGAAUUUUCGAUCGGAAGCUAUGAGCCGAUACGGGAGGCCCUGUUCGAACGCGGUAAGAGGUUCAUCAUCGAGUGCCUUGGACUGCGGGCAUUCGGGUCGGCAGCAUUGUCGCUCGCGUACAUCGCCAGUGGUCAGAUCGAUGCGUACAGCAUCCAAUUUCUCAAACCGUGGGAUAUUGCCGCCGGUGCACUGCUGAUAAUGGAGGCUGGUGGCACGGUGCAAAGCAUUACGGGAGGCAAGUACGAUAUCAUGAAGCCGGAUAUCAUCGCCGCCUGCAGCGAGGCGCUCGGUCAACGAGUGUUGCAGAUCAUACAGGAGGUGGAUAGAGAUCUGCAGGCAUCAAAGUAACCGCUGAGCAAACGUAAACGUUUGGCCGAACAUAUUCUAAAGCAAUCCAAGCAAUCCAGUCGAUGGUUCUUAUGGUAUUCCAACGACCGCCGAUUAAUAAAAUUUGAUGAAUAGUUUACAAAA